Messenger RNA from Prorocentrum cordatum, 1317 nucleotides. The record is from the annotation of a GenBank genome assembly. Lineage: Eukaryota; Dinophyceae; Prorocentrales; Prorocentraceae.
AUGACUGGCCGCCCUGGGGAGUUCUACGAGAUGAUGAUCAAGGAAGACCCGAAGCUCGAUGUGCAGACGCUCGGGCGGCUUUGGAAGCUGCAGGGGGAGGCCCUCACUGGACUUGGCUCCACGUCGGGCGCCAUCACUUGCCUCAGCGCCGCUGAGCGAGCCUUCCCGUCCCAGUGCGAGGAUGAAAGAAGGGACGCUGAAGCCAAGCGCCGCAAGGUGGAGAAGAAGCUUGAGGCGGCACCAGGGCUGAGGACUCCUGUGACCGUGCUCACGGGUUUCCUCGGCUGCGGCAAGACAACGCUCCUGAACCGCAUCCUCCGCGCGCACCACGACAAGCGCGUGGCUGUGAUCGAGAACGAGUUCGGGGAGGUAGGCGUGGACAACUCCCUCGUGGAGGUUCGCAAGGAGCAGGAGAGUAUUGUCGAAAUGAACAACGGCUGCAUAUGUUGCACCGUUCGCGGAGACUUGAUAGCUGCUCUGAAGAGGCUCCUGAAGCAAGCCCGGGAGAAGGCCAAGCCCUUCGACUUCAUUAUCGAAGACACCACGGGCCUGGCGGACCCCGCGCCCGUGGCUCAGACCUUCUUCGCGGACUCCUUUGUGCAGAAGUUCUGCCGGCUGGACGGCAUUCUCACCCUCGUCGACGCGAAGCACAUAAUCCAGCAUCUCGACGAGGAGAAGCCAGAGGGAGUCGAAAAUGAGGCCGUGGAACAAAUCGUGUUCGCGGAUCGACUGCUCCUCAACAAGUGCGACUUGGUUGACGAAGCGACCCUGCAGGAGGUGGAGAGGAGAAUACGAUCCAUCAACAGAGGCGUUCAGAUACGUCGCACAAUUCAGGGUGAGGUCGACUUCGAUUUCAUUCUUGGCGUGCACGCCUUCGACCUUGACAAGACCUUGGAGAUCGACGCCAGCUUCUUGGAGGACGGCGGCGAGCAUCAGCACGACAGCCGAGUGUCGAGCGUGGGCAUCGAUCUGAAAGGGCAGGUGGACAUCUGCAAGCUGGAUGAGUGGAUCGGCGACCUCUUGAAGGACAGGGGCAAAGACAUAUUCCGCGCCAAGGGGGUGCUCGCUGUGCGGGACCGGCAGGAGAAGUUUGUGUUCCAAGCGGUGCACAUGCAGUUCGCAUCCGCCCCCGCGGGCAGGUGGGAGGAUGACGAGGAGCGGACCUGCAAGAUGGUUUUCAUCGGGAAGAGCCUCGACCGUGAGGCCCUGACGGCGGGCUUCCUGAAGUGCUACGAGCCCUGCGAGGAGUCGGGAGAGGGAUCGCAUGCAGAGACCAUCUUCGUCGACCGGAGGGACGGCGCCAGCGGCCUCGGCUAG